UUUAGAAUUUCAAAAAAGGAAUUCGAAAAGUGGCAAAGCUCAUUAGUGGCACAUCGAUCUAAUACCCGCUCCCGUUUUACGGGAUUUUUUAAGAAGCCAAAAUCAGUUCCAAUACACUUGUGGUCAAGAAAAGUUAUGGUUUUCGAAACGCCAGAAACGGAAUUUCGGAACCGGAUUGGCUCACGUGAGGAGAAAACGAUUGUGCGGGAAGGCUCUAUUGGUAACGAUUCGAAAAUACGCUCCGCUUUGACGAAUGCUUUGGCUAAAAAAAAUGGCGAAAAAUACAACUUUUUUGAAGAUGAGCAAGUACGGAAAACGGGUUCAAUUUUUGAAAGGCGAAAGGAUAUGCAAUAUGUUAAAGAGGCAUUGCCACAUACACGUUUAAACGGUUUUCAUAUAAAGAUGGAAGACGAUUGUCCACAGGGUGGCGAUGAUACAAGGCUGUCCGUACUUCGUGCCCUCGGGACGCACAACUGUCGAACGGUACCAUGUGUUUUGUGUGAACGAAAUUUAGUUGUUUACGAUAGAUAUCCGCUUAUCGAUGGAACCUUUUUCCUUUCGCCAGUACAACACUCCAAAGCUGCAGUCAGCAUGAAGUUUGAAUCCAAGACAGGUUAUUUGCACGCAAUUUGCAUUACAUGCAUGCACACCGAGUGGAAAUGUCCCGGUUGCGGUAACAGUGGAUGGUUUCUUGGUUCGGCGUUAAUUGUAGGAACACUGUAUACCUACGACGUUUUAUCAAGUACCGUUUGCUGUAUACCAGUUUGCAGACAUUGUCGUGCACUUUCGCUUAUAUGUACAUGA
Messenger RNA from Loa loa (African eye worm), 804 nucleotides. RefSeq lists its product as hypothetical. Lineage: Eukaryota; Metazoa; Nematoda; Chromadorea; Rhabditida; Onchocercidae. The transcript is spliced from 5 exons. The record is from RefSeq and is a predicted model, not a curated record. Bases 136 to 804 code for a protein of 222 amino acids.